This is a messenger RNA of Aspergillus nomiae NRRL 13137, 951 nucleotides long. Its product is annotated as RibD family protein. The record is from RefSeq and is a predicted model, not a curated record. Bases 1 to 951 code for a protein of 316 amino acids. The transcript has a single exon. Gene Ontology annotation, biological process: riboflavin biosynthetic process. Lineage: Eukaryota; Fungi; Ascomycota; Eurotiomycetes; Eurotiales; Aspergillaceae. Gene Ontology annotation, molecular function: 5-amino-6-(5-phosphoribosylamino)uracil reductase activity.
AUGAAGAAAGGGACCCACUCAGAUCUUCAAUUUAAUUUGAUUUAUCUUAUCAAACUCCCGCAUAACAACAAAAAUUCCCCUCACCACCAACCCACGAACCCCAAUCACCCAAAGAAAGAAACUACAAAAGAUGUCCCGAGAAGCCCUCACCUUCCCCCCUCCAACCGCACAUUCUUAGAGCCUCAUCUCCCCCCUAACAAUGACACCGAACCCUCCAAACCCACCCUCCCCUUCACAACCCUCACAUUCGCGACCUCCCUAGACAGCUCUCUAGCCCUGGCCCCAGGAACCCGGACCACGCUCUCCGGCCCACAAUCCAAAGCUAUGACGCACUAUCUGCGCUCCCGACACGACGCCAUUCUAAUCGGCGUCGGGACAGCGGUCGCCGAUAACCCGGGGUUAAACUGUCGGAUCGAGGGUGUUGGGGGUUACGGCGGGGAGGGAUUGCUCGGUCAACCGAGACCGAUUAUCAUUGAUCCCCGUGCGCGAUGGGAUUUCACUGAAAAGUCGAAGAUUCUGGAACUGGUGAAGGAGGGCAAAGGGCGCGCCCCGUUUAUUGUCACUUCUGCUGGGACGGUUCCGAGUGCUGAGAAGAGGGUGUUGCUGGAGAGCUAUGGGGGGAAGUUCAUUCCUCUUGAGCUUUUUGUUGAUGAGCAUGGGGAGAGGGGGCUGGAUUGGACUGCCGUGCUGGAGUGCCUGAGGGGUGAAGGGUUGAGGAGUGUCAUGAUUGAGGGCGGUGGGACGGUUAUUAAUUCGCUGCUGGAACCGCGGUGGGCGCAGCUCGUUGAUUCGGUUAUUGUUACGAUUGCACCCACCUGGCUGGGGCAGGGGGGUGUUGUGGUCUCACCGAGACGUAGGGUUGAGGAGGGUCAGGUGGUGCCGGCGGCCAGGUUGAAGGAUGUUAGGUGGUAUCCUUUUGGGGAGGAUGUGGUGCUUUGUGGGAGAGUUUAG